UCCCUCCCUCGCUCCCUCCGUGCCUCUCUCCCGGCGGCUCCCGGCGUGCGAGGAUGGAGCUGUUCCAAGCCAAGGACCACUACAUCCUGCAGAGCGGGGAGCGGGCGCUGUGGUGCAGCCGGAGGGACGGCAGCCUGCAGCUGAGAGCCGCCACUGAUCUCCUUUUGGCUUGGAAUCCCAUUUGUCUGGGCCUGGUAGAGGGAGUCAUUGGUAAAGUCCAGCUUCAUACAGAUUUACCAUGGUGGCUCCUUCUAAUUCGUCAGAAAGCAUUGAUUGGCAAACUUCCAGGAGAUCAUGAGGUCUGCAAAAUAACGAAGAUUGCAGUGAUUCCACUUUCUGAGACAGAACCUCAGGAUCUGGAAUUGGAGCUUUGUAAAAAGCACCAUUUUGGGAUAAACAAGCCAGAGAAGAUAACACAGUCCCCAGAUGAUACAAAAUUUCUGCUGAAGACUCUUACUCAAAUUAAAUCCAAUGUGUCUGCUCCAAAUAAAAAGAAGAUUAGAGAAAGCAAAGAGAAAGAGAGGCUGGAGAAGAGAUUGUUGGAGGAGUUGUUCAAAAUGUUYAUGGAUUCAGACUCCUUUUACUACAGCCUGAGCUAUGACCUGACAAAUUCUGUGCAGAGGCAGAGUGUGUGUGAGAAAACCAACUUACCCCUGUGGMGAAAAGUGGAUGACAGAUUCUUUUGGAACAAGCACAUGAUUGAAGAUCUCAUCAGUAUCGAUAAUGCCGAAGUGGACUUCUGGAUAAUACCCAUCAUUCAGGGAUUUGUGCAAAUUGAAGAACUUGUGGUAAACUACAAUGAAUCUUCUGAUGAUGAUAAGAGCAGUCCUGAAACUCCUCCUCAGGAAUCCUCUUGUGUAGAUGACAUCCAUCCAACAUUCCUGGUGGCACUCAUCUCACGCCGGAGUCGGCACAGAGCUGGAAUGCGGUAUAAGCGGAGAGGUGUUGAUAAAAAUGGAAAUGUGGCAAAUUAUGUUGAGACAGAGCAACUGAUCCAUGUCCAUAAUCACACCCUUUCCUAUAUCCAAACACGAGGCUCUGUGCCUGUUUUCUGGAGCCAAGUUGGAUACAGAUAUAACCCAMGGCCCCGGCUGGACAAGAGUGAAAAUGAAACCGUGCCUUGUUUUCGUGCACACUUUGAAGAACAGCUGAAAAAUUACAAAAAGCAGGUUAUUAUUAACUUGGUGGAUCAGACAGGCAGAGAGAAGAUUAUUGGAGAUGCUUACCUUAAACAAGUUCUUCUCUACAACAAUGCAAAUCUGACUUAUGUUUCAUUUGACUUCCAUGAGCACUGCAGAGGAAUGAAGUUUGAAAAUGUUCAAACACUGACUGAUGCCAUUCAUGAUAUUAUUCUUGACAUGAAGUGGUGCUGGGUUGACCAAGCUGGAGUGAUCUGUAAACAGGAAGGAAUUUUCCGGGUUAACUGCAUGGACUGCCUGGAUCGGACCAACGUUGUGCAGGCUGCUAUUGCCAGAGUGGUCAUGGAGCAGCAGCUCAAAAAACUGGGUGUGAUGCCACCAGAGCAGCCCCUGCCAGUGAAAUGCAACAGRAUCUACCAGAUCAUGUGGGCCAACAACGGCGAUGCCAUCAGCCGGCAGUACGCGGGCACGGCUGCCCUGAAGGGUGACUUCACAAGGACGGGUGAAAGAAAACUGGCRGGGGUGAUGAAGGAUGGGGUGAACUCUGCAAACAGAUACUACUUGAAUCGUUUCAGGGAUGCUUACAGGCAAGCUGUCAUAGAUUUGAUGCAGGGUAUCCCCGUGACAGAGGACCUGUACUCAAUAUUUACAAAAGAGAAGGAGCACGAAGCCCUGCACAAGGAGAACCUGAGGAGCCACCAGGAAUUGAUCAGCCAGCUGCUGCAGAGCUACAUGAAACUGCUCUUACCAGAUGAUGAAAAAUUCCAUGGAGGCUGGGCACUCAUUGACUGUGAUCCAAGUCUCAUUGAUGCCACUCAUAAGGAUGUGGAUGUGCUGCUUUUACUUUCAAAUUCUGCCUACUAUGUGGCCUACUAYGAUGAUGAAAUCGACAAAGUGAAUCAGUACCAAAGGUUAAGUCUUGAAGCUCUGGAAAAAAUAGAAAUAGGGCCUGAGCCUACCCUCUUUGGCAAACCCAAAUUUUCUUGCAUGAGGCUGCAUUACAAAUACAAAGAAAUGAGUGGAUAUUUCCACACCCUCAGAGCUGUGGUUCGCAGCCCAGAAGAAGAUGGAAAAGACACUCUUCAGUGCAUUGCAGAAAUGCUGAGRAUCACAAAGCAAGCAAUGGGAAUGGAUGUGCCCAUUAUUGAGAAGAAGCUGGAGAGGAGGAGCAGCAAACCUCAUGAAGAUAUCAUCGGCAUUCGGUCUCAGAACAGAGGGUCCCUGGCCCAAGGCAAGAAUUAUUUACUGAGCAAGUUCUCCUCUCUCAAUCAAAAGGUGAAACAAACCAAAUCCAACGUAAACAUGAGCAACCUUCGGAAGCUAGGCAACUUGGCCAAAACUGAAGUGAAAGUCAAUUUUUUGAAGCCAAAUUUGAAAGUUAAUCUUUGGAAAUCAGACAGCAGCCUUGAAACUCUGGAGAAUCCCGGGGUAGAUCCUAAAGCUGCCAGCGAAUCUGACACAGAAGGCUCAGAUAACGACUCAUUCCACUCGGACGAUUUCCUGACUAACUCCAAAUCGGAUGAGGACACCCAGCUGACGGAUUCCCUGGAGAACAUUGGCCCCACAGACUAUGUGCUGCCCAGCUGUGGCAUCAUCGCCUCGGCUCCGCGGCUGGGCAGCCGCUCGCAGUCCGUCAGCAGCACCGACAUGAGCCUGAGCAUCGCCGUGCCGCCCGAGGGACCCRAGUGCCAGGACGUGGCCAUGCCUUCUGCUGACAGUGCUGAGCUGCAGUUUGCUAAGCCUGUGGAUGUGUACUGCCAGAGGUUCGUGCAGGAUGCCCAGAGCAAGGUGUCUGAGGUUUUGGAGCCUGAGGCUGGUUCUCAGGAGCCCCAUCACACACCGAUCCAAACCAGCAGUAACGCAGCCAAGAAGGCAGAACCCAAGGCUGAAGCUGUUGCAGACGUUCCUUCCCGGCCRUCUAAGCUGGAUGUUCAAUCUUCUGAGCCAAAUCCGCAGCUCUUGGCUGUUGGUGGGCCUGACUWUGGUAAAUCCCACAAAAGCCCGGGAUCUGUGUCUGGGAACCACGAGCCAGGACUCCACACGACUCCUUCCCCCGCUGACGGCAGCAGCAGCAGAGCCGUGUCUCCCUUUGCUAAAAUCCGCAGCUCCAUGGUCCAGGUUGCCAACAUCACCCAGGCAGGAUUGACUCAAGGGAUUAAUUUUGCUGUGGCAAAGGUCCAGAAGAGCCCGGCGGAACCAGAAGCUUUAAAUGAAAUCAAACAGAAAGAACUGAGAGAAAUGUUUACGCAAUGCCAGACACGAAUAAUUCAGAUCUAGCGGCUAAUUUGGGAAAUGUUCUUCCAGCUGUGGCUUCUAAUAAAAUAAUGCAGUGA
Messenger RNA from Malurus melanocephalus (red-backed fairy wren), 3472 nucleotides. It is a transcript of the gene INPP5F, whose product is annotated as inositol polyphosphate-5-phosphatase F. Bases 54 to 3416 code for a protein of 1120 amino acids. The transcript is spliced from 20 exons. Gene Ontology annotation, molecular function: phosphatidylinositol-4-phosphate phosphatase activity. NCBI's taxonomy places the organism in Eukaryota, Metazoa, Chordata, Aves, Passeriformes, Maluridae. Gene Ontology annotation, biological process: phosphatidylinositol dephosphorylation; regulation of endocytic recycling. Gene Ontology annotation, cellular component: clathrin-coated endocytic vesicle; early endosome. The record is from RefSeq and is a predicted model, not a curated record.